UCAACACUGCAGUCUGUUUGUGACUUUCUCUCAACAUGGCUACGUCACCGACGUUGUAUGUAGUGGACUAUGUCGUGAUUGCAGCAACGUUGUCGGUGCCGUUGGGUAUGGGUGUCUAUCUUGCCGUUAAAGGAAGGAAGAGAAAUACCAAAGAAGAAUAUCUUCUCGGAGGAAGGAAACUACAUGUGAUUCCUGUUACGUUGUCGUUGUUUGUGACGUUCAUGUCGUCCACGUCACUUAUAGGAAUGCCAGCGGAGACGUUCACGACGGGAAUUACUUUUGUUUUACAUGUGAUCGGUGUAAGUCUGAGCUACGUCAUAGGAAUAUUCACUAUCGUCCCCAUCAUGCACUCUCUGCAGGUGACCAGCAUGUACGAGUAUUUCCGCCUGCGCUUCCAAUCUCCCUUUCUCUGGCUCUUGGUGACAGUUGUCGGAAUGUUUCAGAAGAUCGUUUUCACCGCCGUAGUUUUGCUGUCACCUGCAUUAUCAAUUCAAACAGCUACAGGUUUACCAUUUUGGGUGUCGGUCGUCAUUGUGGGAUUAGUUGGAAUCGUGUACACGUCAAUGGGCGGAAUCCGAGGGGUGGUCCUCGUUGAUGUCUUUCAGGCGGCCAUCAUCAUGCUUGGUAUAUUCUUCGUGCUCGUGAAGGGUGUUCAUGAAGUUGGAGGUCUGGACACAACAUGGACCUUGGCGAAGGAAGGAGGCAGAAUUCCACCUGUCGACUUCGACCCUGAUCCCCGUGUCCGCCAUUCCUUCUGGGCCCUUACUUUGGGUGGACUGUUCACGUUCUUUGGCUACACAUUCGAUCAGUCUGCCAUUCAGAGGAUCUGUGCCAUACCGAAAAUGUCCGGAGCCAAAACUGUGUACGCUCUCAACAUAUUCAUCGUCAGUACCUACAUCAUAUGUGUGUGCUUUAUGGGAAUCGUAGCUUACAGUUACUUUGCGACGAUAGGGUGUGACCCCUUCAAAGCCGGUAUACUAACAAAUAGCAAUCAGUUGAUGCCGUAUUUUGUCAUGAAGAUCUUUGAAGAUUUCCCUGGUAUGUCAGGAAUCUAUCUGGGAACAAUCUUCAGUGGCGCGCUCAGUACAAUAUCAUCAAUCACGAACGGUCUUGCUGCAAACACCAUAGAAGAUAUACUGAAACGCCCAUUUGAGAAGUGCGAGACAUCGGAUUCAGUGAAGCUGCUCACAGCAAAACUAGCAGUGUGGUUUUACGGUGGCGUCUGUAUAGGUUUGGCUUUCCUGUUAAAAGAUUUGCCAGGUACAAUCAUACAGACAGCCUUAGCCCUGAUGGGAGCUUGUGGCGGACCAAUAGUUGGGACGUACUUCCUUGGCGCGCUCUUCCCAUGGACAAAUAAAAUUGGAGCCAUUGUUGGAGUGCUCGUGGCCCUAGCCCUGAAUAUAUGGUUGACUGUCGGGGCAACAUUGUACGGCCACCCACCCGUGAAGCUACCCCCCAGCCCCUGGAAACUCAUGUGACAACCUCAUCCCUGGUAACAUGACUUCACCAUACACGACGACAACACCAACCAUCACAAGCACCUUGUCGUCAAGCGACGUCACCACCGCCGACCCUAAAGGCACUGUGUUCGAUAUCUCUUACCAAGAUUAUGGGCUGAUUGGAUGGUUGAUAGCCGUGUUUGUGGGGUCGAUUGUUAGCCUUGUGACAUGCAGGAUGUACCCGCGCAUCAAGGAUGAGAGGUUCCUGUUUCCCUUUGUACGACCAUUGUGGAGAAUCAAGAACUCGGAGAAAUUACAUUUCUAGUUAGAAUUUGAAUUUUUUUUGACAAGGUGUGAAAUAAUGCCUGCAUCUCAAGCGGGGUAGCCUAGUCGUUAAAACAACCGCCCGUCACGCCAUAGGCCCCCACUGCAGACAGAGCAACAAGAGAACAGUCAUGUUGGACAGAAGCAGAAAGAAGGCGAUGUCUGGAGCACAACGUUAUGAUUGAAUAACUUUCUACGGACGUUCUGAGAUAUAUAUUAGGAAUCAUUUUAAUCAAAAGAAAAUGGAAGUACAUCAUUUAGCAAAAACAAGAAAAAAAAAUGGUAUUUAGAUUAUAAUUGGCAUUACAAUUCUCCCUAAGCUCCGAAUCUGCCUACUCGAAGGAUUAAUGUUGCAAUUACAAAACGUGAACGUGUAAGUACUUUACAUGAAAAAUACAGUUGUUUUACACACAGACGCACUCACGCACACGAAACAUGAAGCAAAAAGCAUAAGCCUAGUAUUACACAUUUGGUUUGAAUUGUUUAACCAUUUUAACUUCUGUAACUGAAAAGUGAAUACUAAGGUAUUUAGGCAUUCGAUAUAUAAAACGAGACAUGCCAAUGAAAGAAAAGUUAUUUACUGAAUUUAUGUAAUGACUGUAUUGCUAAUACUUUAAUAUCAAUAUUAUGUGAAAUAAUAUUGUGAUGCCAAUUUACCAAAUCUACACAGGGCAAUAACUGAUUACGUAAAGUCGCCGUUUCUGUUUUAUAGGUGUUAUUUUGUUAUCAGAGCUAAUGGUAUUCAUUAAAUUUCCCACUUCUAUUCAAGACGUACUAUUUGCUUGUGUUCCAACGUUUAGUUAUAGAGAAUAGGAAACAUGUCAAUAAUAUAUUAUAUGUACUAACAACGUUCUUAAGUACCAUCCUCUGUGAACUCGGUGCAAAGUUGUUUUUUGACAUAAAGAAAAGACUGGGUAUGUAUUUUCCUACGUGUCUCAGAA
Molecule: messenger RNA, 2704 nt
Organism: Haliotis rubra (blacklip abalone)
Lineage: Eukaryota; Metazoa; Mollusca; Gastropoda; Lepetellida; Haliotidae
Product: sodium-coupled monocarboxylate transporter 2-like
Exons: 17
Coding region: 36-1478 (480 amino acids)
Biological process (GO): sodium ion transport; transmembrane transport
Cellular component (GO): membrane
Molecular function (GO): symporter activity
Source: RefSeq, a predicted model, not a curated record